This is a messenger RNA of Ambispora gerdemannii, 1233 nucleotides long. Lineage: Eukaryota; Fungi; Glomeromycota; Glomeromycetes; Archaeosporales; Ambisporaceae. The record is from the annotation of a GenBank genome assembly.
AUGCCUUCCCCUCUUGAAGUAGAGAAAAGUAUUCGAGCAGAUGUUUCCAUCAGCGAAAUAUUUAAUAUUGUUCUUCUUACCGCAACUGGUUUUUUGGAAAAAGACCCCGCUUAUGAUAAAUUAGCCGCUAAAAAGCAAAUACUUGAUAAGCGUCUACUGGAAUUUGACCUAGAAAAAUUAAGUCAAAUAUUAAUUCCUGAAAGAGAUGAGUUGUUUAAUUAUUUGGGAUUAGAAACUUUAAUUGCAAUGGGCUUAGCCAUAAAUGAGCCAGAUAAAAAUGAAAAAGCAAUUAGUUUCUAUCACCUUAUUUCUAGUUUGCGGUUUGUUCCCAGUACUCCAACUUUGUUUCAUUCCGGCUUAACCCGAGCCCAAUUGAGUUCUUGCUUUUUAACGACUGUUGAGGAUGACCUAAACCAUAUUUUUAAAUCCUUGGCCAAUGAUACCACCGGAGCCAUUAAUCGUUCUGGACGACGGCGGGGAGCCAGUGUUGCUUAUCUAGAAUUUGAAGAGAGAUAUAUUCACUACGAACAAGAGGCGGAGCAAGGAAAUAUCAAAUUAACCCAAAAAAUUUCAGCUGCUAAUAGUUGUAAUAUUCGCUCACCACAAGACCAUGUUGGAGUAGUUCAUUGUUCUAAUCUUUGUACUGAAAUUACACUUAAUACUUCGGCUCAGGAGACAGCAGUUUGUAAUUUGGGUUCGGUUAAUCUGGCUCGCCACAUCAGCGAAGGGAAAUUAGAUGAUAAUUUGUUACAAGAAACUAUUAAUAUUGCUAUUCGGAUGCUGGAUAAUGUUAUUGACCUUAAUUAUUAUCCAACCAAAGAGGCGGAAUAUUCUAACUUGCAACAUCGACCAAUUGGUUUAGGGAUGAUGGGCUUUCAAGAUGCUCUUUUCCAAACAAAUAUCAAUUAUAAUUCUCCAAAAGCACUGGAGUUUACUGACCAUUUAACGGAAAAGUUCUCUUAUUACGCGAUUUCAGCCUCUUCCCAAUUAGCCCAAGAAAAGGGAACAUAUGGUAGUUAUCAGGAAGAUCUGAAAGAGCGAGUAAAAAAGCAUGGAAUGAGGAAUUCUAAUACUAUGGCAAUUGCUCCAACUGCUACUAUUGCUAAUAUUGCUGGUUGUUAUCCUUGUAUCGAAGGGAUCUAUAGCAAUAUCUAUGUUAAGUCAAAUGUAGCCGGAGAAUUCACGAUCGUCAAUAAAUACUUGGUUGCAGAUCUAAAAAAACUUGACUUAUGA